This is a messenger RNA of Nothoprocta perdicaria, 2363 nucleotides long. It is a transcript of the gene PM20D2, whose product is annotated as peptidase M20 domain containing 2. NCBI's taxonomy places the organism in Eukaryota, Metazoa, Chordata, Aves, Tinamiformes, Tinamidae. The coding region runs from base 68 to 1411 and encodes 447 amino acids. The record is from RefSeq and is a predicted model, not a curated record. The transcript has 7 exons. Gene Ontology annotation, molecular function: dipeptidase activity.
GCGGCGGUMGCCCCUUAGGAACGUUUGCUCGUCGGGAACGCUCGUCCUUCCCGUUGGCAGGUGCCUCAUGAGGCCGCAGGAGCCGUCGCAGGGCGGCCUGGCCGCGCCGGCGCUGGAGAAGCUGAAGCAGCGGGCGUGCGAGAGCGUGGAGGUGAACGCGGCGCGGCUGGGCGCGCUCAGCCACGACAUCUGGAGCCGUCCCGAGCUGGCCUACGAGGAGCACCAGGCGCACGACGCCAUGACGCGCUUCUUCUCGGCCGAGGAGCUGCCCGGCGCCGCGUGGGCCGUGCAGCCGCGCUACAAGCUGGGCACGGCCUUCCGCGCCGAGUGGGGCACGGCGGCGCCGCACGGCCCGCGCCCGCUCCGCGUCGCCUUCCUGUGCGAGUACGACGCGCUGCCCGGCAUCGGCCACGCGUGCGGCCACAACCUCAUCGCCGAGGUGGGCGCCGCGGCCGCGCUGGCGCUCAAGGCCGCCCUGGAGAGCCUGCCCCAGCCGCCGCCCGUGGCCGUGCAGAUUACGGUGCUGGGCACCCCGGCGGAGGAAGAUGGAGGAGGCAAAAUAGACCUGAUAGAAGCCGGAGCRUUUGAUGACCUGGACGUGGUUUUCAUGGCCCACCCGUCCCAAGAAAACGCAGCCUACCUGCCCGACGUGGCCGAGCACGACUUGUUUGUGAAAUACUAUGGAAAAGCGUCUCAUGCUGCUGCUUAUCCUUGGGAAGGACUUAAUGCAUUAGAUGCUGCUGUUCUGGCAUACAACAACCUGUCUGUUUUAAGACAGCAAAUGAAACCAACCUGGAGAGUUCAUGGUAUAAUAAAAAACGGUGGUGUGAAACCUAACAUCAUUCCUUCUUACACUGAGAUGGAGUUUUACUUGCGUGCCCCUUCAGUGAAAGAUCUUUACCUUCUGACAGAGAAAGUUGAAAACUGCUUCAAGGCUGCAGCACUGGCCACAGGAUGCAAAGUGGAAAUAAAAGGUAGUGAACAUGAUUACUACAAUGUGCUUCCAAAUAAGAGUCUGGAGAAAGUUUACAAGGAAAAUGGAAAGAAGCUUGGAAUAGAAUUUAUAUCAGAUGAUUUGAUUUUGAAUGGUUUGUCAGGUUCUACUGACUUUGGGAAUGUGACAUUUGURGUUCCUGGACUUCAUCCUUAUUUUUAUAUUGGCUCAGAUGCGUUGAAUCAUACUGAGCAGUACACGGAAGCAGCAGGGUCACAGAACGCACAGUUCUAUACUUUGCGGACAGCAAAAGCUUUGGCAAUGACAGCACUGGAUGUAAUUUUUAAGCCAGGUCUGCUGGAAGAAGUUAGACAAGACUUUAAACGGAUGAAACUAAGAGAGGAGGGGCAACUAAAUCCAGCAGAGCCAGGCAAAGAAUGUGGUCUUGGCAUAGGAGCUGCGUGUGCAUCACGUUAAACUUGGUCUGUUCCCCACCUUAGUGGGGAUGGCUUGAUGGAAAAGCUGUGUUUGAGUUCCGAAAGAGUCUGCAUAAACAUAGUUGAAGAAAUAUUUUUUUGUACUUUAAGAGUUGGAAAACCGAUAGUGUAAUUCAAAAAAAUGCUUAAUUUUAUGUAGUUGUGAUGUUUGCUGUAUUAAAUAUGAUAAUUUUGGAGAUCUCAGAUACAUCGUUUUUCAGUUGCAGAGUUGAAUAUUUGAUGUUCAGUUCUCUUAUGUCAGUGAUUGUUCUCUGUACUGCURUAGAAAUAUCCUUUAUAUGGACAGUACAGCUUUUAUGUGGACGUUUUGAUACUAAAUAWGCAUUAUUCAUUCAGUGACCACAGGCCAAGCCUGACCUACCAAGCACUUCCACCAGGCUAGUCGCCUUCCCAGGAACCAGGCAGAUGGGAGCACCAGCAGCCAGGCUCCUUCUGGCAGGCGUCCGUGUGCUGGACACCUGAGCUGCUUCAUCCAAGAGGAGGACUUGCCGGGAGGCAGGCCUGGCUUCGACAGCAGCCGUGGAUUUGAGGGGACUGGUGGGACAGAAGCAGAGUCUGUCGAGGUUGGACUCUCCUGAAGUGCACUGACUUCACUCCGAACAAACUGUUCAGGUGCAUGCCUGAAUCCACGGUUAGAUGAGAGUUGGACUCUUCAGCUGUGGAUAAAUUGGGUGCUGAAUCCAACUGAGAUGUUAGAUUAGAUCGUUUCUACUGAUCCUUKUUAAACUUUGUCCAAAGCACUUUCUCAUUGAUUAAUUUAAGCCCUACCUUGCCAGAUCUUGGCAAUAGUUUAUUACUCAGAAUUUGUUACUGUUUCCUCCCAUGUAAACUAUUCGGUUUCUUCCUUAGAAGGCUUUAGAACUUCUCCCUUGGAGGGCAUUACAGUCUUCCCUGUUCUCUUCAGUGCAGUUGUUGGCUGCGUAAUUUAAUUA